AUGCUGGGACUAAGGGCGAUAUUUUCUUGGUUUACCUUAUGCUUGGUAGGUAGCAAUGUUGCAGCAGUCACUAUUGAUGAAUUAUUCAGCACCCCAGCCAAUUCUGCAACUGCCUAUGGGACCUGCAGUAACAACCUAACGAGGUUGAACGAAUAUGCUUCGGACUUCACAACACUUUGUACCCAGCUGGACAAUGCAGUUCAACUGGCUAAGACACCAGGGCAAACACAGGCGAAACUCGUCGCACGUCAGCUCUUUACUGCUUGGUUUGGCAUUCAAUUCAACACCGAUGGAUCCGUCAAGUCUGGAAGUGAGACUGCGUGGAGGGUUGUUGAAGGUAAGUCAUCCAUGGAGAUUACUAGUACUCAAAUGAGACAACUGCUUGACCAAAUAUCACGUCUGCAAUCUCUAGUCUCGCUCAGUGGAGAUUAUCAGGCUCACACCUUUCCUGCAAACCUAUUUUAUAAUGACUUCGGAUACUUGCAUUAUUGGGAUGAUGUUGUACUCAAUUCUCAAGGAGUUGAAAUGGAUCCAGAUUUCACCAUCGAAGACGUCUACAUGGACUGGGUUGCAACCUUACCAUCUGGUCAGCUACCAUAUUGGGUUCCCUCGAUCAGCAAGUAUUAUAUGAUGUCCACCGGGACAUUCAGGGGCAAUGGAGGUACUGACUUAUGCGGCCCUGGUGGAUUGGAGGGACUUAACUCGUUUGGUAGUCCUUUGAGUACAACGGUUAUGUGGUCAAACGCUCAGUCGCAAGAUUAUUGGGUUGUUCGAGAGGCCAUUUCGGAUUUUGUUUUAAUCUGCGCUAAUGUGUUGGCUGACGGUGUAGCUAGCGCUUACUCGUAUGGCUAUACUACACUGAGUGAUAUUCCCCUUUUUGCCGUGAGUAGCACUGCCCCAAUCCAACUUCACAAAGUGAGGCCUAGAUCCGCUGUAUUGCUCCACGAAAUCCUGCACAUGGUGAGCAGGUGGGAUGGGUCUGGGGCAACUGCGCAAAGCGGAGCAACUAUGAUUCUGGAUUAUAAGUGUGAGUACCAUUUGAUUAUUUACCCUGUUCCCUCGCGGCCUUGCACAAAUACUGAUCCGAGUCCUCCACUCAUUACAGACGACAUGGUAGACUGUCUCUCGUUCGCGAUACAACCUCAACAAGUGACUAUGAAUGGUCAAACUGUGACAGCAUAUGCUUAUCUUAAUACCGAAAACUAUGUCUAUUUUGCGUUGGCUUGGUGGUACUAUAAUAGAAGAACGGAUUGGCAAAGCACGACCCCGGCCACCUUCUAUGCUGGAUACCUCCAGGAAUGGACCGGUUUCUAG
Molecule: messenger RNA, 1314 nt
Organism: Penicillium taxi
Lineage: Eukaryota; Fungi; Ascomycota; Eurotiomycetes; Eurotiales; Aspergillaceae
Exons: 1
Coding region: 1-1314 (437 amino acids)
Source: RefSeq, a predicted model, not a curated record